Peromyscus californicus insignis is the source of this 10662-nucleotide messenger RNA. RefSeq names its product ZFP62 zinc finger protein (gene Zfp62). The coding region runs from base 182 to 2986 and encodes 934 amino acids. Gene Ontology annotation, molecular function: RNA polymerase II cis-regulatory region sequence-specific DNA binding; DNA-binding transcription factor activity, RNA polymerase II-specific. Gene Ontology annotation, biological process: regulation of transcription by RNA polymerase II. The record is from RefSeq and is a predicted model, not a curated record. The transcript has 2 exons. Lineage: Eukaryota; Metazoa; Chordata; Mammalia; Rodentia; Cricetidae.
GAAGGCCAGCCGCGCACCCGCAAAGCGCGGGUCACGUGCGCGAACAGGGCCGGACCACCGAGUCAGUCCUCCAGCCUCCUAGAGCGGCCUCGGAAGUGCCCCCGCGGCGCGGGUCUUUCCGGCCGGGCAGUCCGCGCUUUUGUCCCGCCGGCGGCCGGGCUACCGCGGCGCCGCCACAGCCAUGUCACAUUUGAAGACAAGCAUGGAGGAUGAGGAAUCAGCUAAAAAGAAUGAAAGUAAUUCAAAUACAGACUCUCAGUGCACAAAUGUGGAAAUUCUUCACAAGGAUCAUAUGCAGAAAUCUAAGUUCGACGACACUUGUGUUUGUGUAGAGAAGCAAUUGGAAAGUCCUGAAUGGAAAAUGAAGGAAGACAAAAGUAGCAUCAGAGAAAAGAUUGACAAAUCGAAGAACACAGAAAAUAUAAAAAUAGAACAGGAUGAUGAGGCAUCUGAGAAAAGUCCCCACUGUACCCAAAAGUCUGCACUGUACCCAAGUGCAGAUACCAUGUACCAGACUAUCCCUACAGAACCAAGAAUUAGUGAACAAGGUGAACACGUGGAGAACAUUAAUGGAAACUUGCACCCUACUCCACAGCAGAAAUCUACCGCUGUUAAGAAAUCACAUAAGUGUGAUGACUGUGGAAAAUCCUUUAAAUACAACUCUCGCCUUGUUCAACAUAAACUUAUGCACACUGGAGAAAAGCGCUAUGAGUGCGAGGACUGUCGGGGAACUUUUCGCAGCAGUUCCAGCCUUCGAGUCCAUAAGCGCAUCCAUACUGGAGAGAAGCCCUAUAAGUGUGACGAAUGUGGGAAAGCCUACAUGUCCUACUCUAGCCUUAUAAACCACAAAAGCACCCAUUCUGGGGAGAAGAACUGUAAAUGUGAUGAAUGCGGAAAAUCCUUCAAUUAUAGUUCUGUUCUGGACCAACACAAAAGGAUCCACACUGGUGAGAAGCCAUAUGAAUGUGGUGAGUGUGGAAAGGCCUUCAGGAACAGUUCUGGUCUGAGAGUCCACAAAAGGAUUCACACGGGGGAGAAGCCCUAUGAAUGUGACAUCUGUGGGAAAACUUUCAGUAAUAGCUCUGGUCUGAGGGUCCACAAAAGGAUACAUACAGGUGAGAAACCCUAUGAAUGUGACGAAUGUGGGAAGGCAUUCAUUACAUGCAGAACACUUCUGAAUCAUAAAAGCAUCCACUUUGGUGAUAAACCUUAUAAAUGUGAUGAGUGUGAGAAAUCUUUUAAUUACAGCUCUCUUCUCAUUCAGCAUAAAGUCAUCCACACUGGUGAGAAACCUUAUGAAUGUGAUGAAUGUGGGAAGGCCUUCAGGAACAGCUCAGGCCUCAUAGUGCAUAAAAGGAUCCACACAGGAGAGAAACCAUACAAGUGUGAUAUCUGUGGCAAAGCAUUUAGCUAUAGUUCAGGCCUUGCAGUCCAUAAAAGCAUUCAUCCUGGAAAGAAAGCCCAUGAAUGUAAGGAGUGUGGCAAGUCCUUUAGUUAUAACUCACUUCUUCUUCAACAUAAAACCAUUCAUACUGGAGAGAGACCUUAUGUAUGUGAUGUGUGUGGCAAAACAUUCAGGAACAAUUCAGGUCUCAAAGUCCAUCGGAGGCUCCAUACUGGGGAAAAACCAUACAAGUGUGACGUGUGUGGGAAGGCCUAUAUCUCACGCUCAAGCCUUAAAAAUCACAAAGGAAUCCACAUGGGGGAGAAGCCCUAUAAAUGCAGCUAUUGUGAGAAAUCCUUCAACUACAGUUCUGCCCUUGAACAGCAUAAAAGGAUUCAUACAAGGGAGAAACCCUUUGGGUGUGAUGAGUGUGGAAAAGCCUUCAGAAACAAUUCAGGCCUUAAAGUACAUAAACGAAUCCACACAGGGGAGAGACCUUAUAAAUGUGAAGAAUGUGGGAAAGCCUAUAUCUCACUCUCAAGCCUUAUAAAUCAUAAAAGUGUACACCCUGGGGAAAAGCCCUUUAAGUGUGACGAGUGUGAGAAAGCCUUCGUCACGUACCGAACCCUUUUAAACCACAAAAAGAUUCAUCUUGGAGAAAAGCCCUACAAAUGCGAUGUGUGUGAGAAAUCUUUUAACUACACCUCACUCCUUUCUCAACACAAAAGAGUUCAUACUAGAGAGAAACCCUUUGAAUGUGACAGGUGUGAGAAGGUCUUCAGAAACAACUCAAGCCUUAAAGUUCAUAAAAGAAUACACACUGGGGAGAAGCCCUAUGAGUGUGAUGUGUGUGGAAAAGCCUACAUCUCACACUCAAGCCUUAUUAACCAUAAAAGUACGCACCCUGGCAAGACACCCUAUACAUGUGAUGAAUGUGGAAAAGCAUUUUUCUCAAGUAGAACUCUUAUAAGCCAUAAGAGAGUCCAUCUUGGGGAAAAACCCUUCAAAUGUGUUGAGUGUGGGAAAUCGUUUAGCUACAGCUCACUUCUUUCCCAACACAAGAGGAUCCACACAGGGGAGAAACCUUAUAUAUGUGAUUGGUGUGGGAAGGCCUUCAGGAACAGCUCAGGCCUCACAGUGCAUAAAAGGAUCCACACAGGUGAAAAACCCUACGGAUGUGAUGAAUGUGGAAAGGCAUACAUUUCACACUCAAGUCUUAUCAAUCAUAAAAGUGUUCACCGUGGAAAGCAGCCCUAUAAUUGUGAGUGUGGGAAAUCUUUCAAUUACAGAUCUGUCCUUGACCAACACAAAAGGAUCCACACUGGAAAGAAGCCAUACCGAUGUAAUGAUUGUGGGAAGGCAUUUAAUAUCAGAUCAAAUCUUACCAAGCAUAAAAGAAUCCAUACCGGAGAGGAAUCUUUUAAUAUGGCAAAUAUGGAAAGUCAUAGUGGCACAUUCCAGAAGAUAAUCUACUAUGAGGGAGGGAAUGCUCUGGAGGGGACCAGGAUGCGGAUGAUGCCUGUGCCUAUAUGGGAGGCACAGCCUACCAAGUCUCAAAGAAAUCAAAUAGAAGAAAAACUUUAUGAAUGUAAGAAUUUCUGAGAUCCUUACUCAUGGCUUACAAUUUUUAUAGUAUAAGUGGAAGAAUUCUAAAUAAUGAUGAACAAUUCUUUAUACAUGAUUCAGUCAUAGCAAUGACAGUUCUAGUGCCACAAUAGUUGAGCCCUUUAGGAAUACAAAAUACCACUAGAUAGAAAACCUUUCAAAGUGAUGGAACAUUUAAUAAACAUCCUCCCAAAUAGGCAUACAUUUCUGGACAUAAAACAUGAAGGUAAAGGACUUCAGUUAGAAAUCAUAUUCACCAUUACAAAGAUGCUAUUUGGAUAAAUGAGUAAAUAAGAAUGUAGAAAAUCUGGUAUAAUUUUGAACUCUAUACUUUGGUCAGUAUAAAAAUCCAAGAAGGGUCACUAAUAGGCAAAUUCAGGGAGAGAAUGGUUUCAGGGAAUACCAGUUUAUUAGUAGUCACGAAUUAUAGACUUAACAAUUGUUUGUGGUAGGGAGAUGACAACUUCUGAAACAAUUUAGAUGUCCUAGGAAAAGAAAAGGCAUAGUCAGAUCGGUGGUAUAGUCACAUUAAAAUGCAGAUUUGUUGGAAUAGACUAUUACACUAAUUGAACUGGUAAGACCAAGUGAACUCCCUUAAUAAGUAAUACAUAUGAUAAUGAAAGCCUGGGAGGUGGCAUUCACACAUACUAAGAAUGGAAAGGAUUUCAGUAUCUUCAGUAAGUAGUGGAACACAUCUUCACUAUGAGUUUGCACCUUACAGAAAAAAAUUCAGGGAAUCCUAUGAAUUAAAAAAAUGUUUCAACAGGUGUUUUUAUUACAAGGGCAAAGUAAGUAUCAGUAAUUAGGAGGAGGAAGUUCCUGUUUUUAAAACAAUAUUAAGUGUUUCAGAAAGUUAUAAAGAUUUCAUGUACUAAUGUGUAUAUUGUCUGUUGUAAAAUAUGAAUAUGUUCAGAACUCGCUUUGCCAUAAAGGGCAGGUAGUUAUGGUAAGGUAAGGCAAAACCCCAAUAAAGAAAUGCCUCAAGUGUAACUAGGCUGUGGCUUACUUUAGAUGGAAUAAAGAGCCAUUUGUGUGUCAUAUCUUUCCUUGUAAGUGGUACAAGAUAGCCAGAAAGUUUCUUAUCUGUGAAGAUUCAUCCACCAGGCUAAUAUCUGAGGUUUCAACAGAACUUAGAUCAUGCUUAUCUCAGGGGAAAACAGAUGAAUUUUUGAAGAGACCAUGGAAAAAACUCUGAUGAUGAUACUGAGGCUGGAUUAUAAUUUGUUAGAGGGGGUAGGCUGUGUGAGUUGAGUGAUCUGUCACUAUACAAUUCAUUAUAAACAGAAUUUAAUACAAAAUAUUACUAACUGUAGCAGUAAACAUUAGGUAUCUGAACAGUAAAAGCAGACUUUCUGAGUUGAGCUCCACUCAUAGUAUUUGGUCAAGUUAUUAGUACCAGGUGAAGUUUCAGUUUGUUCUCAGGCUUCAGAGUCUACAGUCAUUACAAAAGACAGUUUCUAGCCAGAUCCAUAUUUCUUUAAGGAUUCCUGUCUCACAAAAUGAUUCCCAUGUCUCCCUCUGGGAGUACUAGAAAGUACUUUGUUUCUACUUCUAAAUUACCACUAGUAAGUUUUGAAAGAUGAGGUGAAAAAAGGGAAAACAUCGUUACCCCUCAAUUCUUUUAGUAUAAAGCCCACACUUAACAUUAUUUUCUGCACAAGACACUGGUAAAUUUGACCCUAUCCACAGAUUUAGUUUACUCAGCAAAUAUUUGUUGAGAAUCUGCUAGGUACAGCCCACUGUCCUAGGCACUAAGUAGGGAAAAGUGAGCAAGAAUUAGUUAAGACUAUGAACGAACCAUUCUUGAUAGACACACAUAUGCAUGGCCUAACUUCUAAAAGUGUUCGGAGAAAAUUGACCAUAGCUAACCAGAAAGAGAGGUAUAGAUACUGGUUUCUUCUGAUGAGUGGGAAGUAGAAUAUCCUGAAUAAAGGGAGCAGAGCAAGUGUUGAGGAAUCCUCCAGAGUGGCUGUGUUGUGGUAGGCAGAAAGACCAGACUCUCCAUUCCCAGUAGCUGUUGAGGAAGGGGAUUACAUUUCAUUUGCUAAAGAAAAGACCACUUUUCAUGUGCCUUAUGGCCAAAGUAGCUAGUGUACUUGUGGCUUGAGUUCCAUUCCUCUCACACUCCCCCCCCCCCCCCCCCCCCCCCCCCCCCCCCGUGUGAACUCCAUCUCGACCUAAGGUACUACCUAGUUUCAAGGAUGACACGGGUUAAAUACAAAUACUGAGGUUGACCUCCUUUCAGAAAAGAUUGUGAGUUUUGUGGUGCUGUGGAUCAGACAAAGUAGAUUUACGCAUACUAUGCAAGUGUUCUACCAGUGAGGUACGUUCCUGGCUCUGGUCACUUUUUUUUUUUAAGUUUUAAUCUUUAUUUUUAAUUAUGUGUAUGUAUGGGGCUAUGUGCUUGUGAAUGUAUGUGUCUAGGAAGCUGGAGGCAUUCCACUUGAGCUGGAGUUGUAAGUACUUGUAUGCUACCUGAUAUGGAUGCUGGGGACCAAAUUUGAGUCCUCUUGGAGAGCAGUACAAACCCUUAACUACUGAGCCAUCUUUCUAACCUACUUUUAGCUUGGCAUCCUGAUCACCCCAGUACACUGAAUGCUGGGGAAAACUACUGCAGCCCCCAACUAUUCAGAGAUGGGAAGUAAAUAGGCUAGAGGCCUCUUGGCCUAGCCUUGAGUAUUAUAUGUAGGGCCAGGUAAAUGAUACUUAGGUGAACUCAGAUGUAUAUGGGUCUCCUGGUUUCUAGUUGUCCCAUCGGGACAUCAUGCUUCAGAUUCAAUUCAAUGAGUUUAUUGUAGAUAAGCCUGUUUGGGCCAGAUGAAUGUGAGAUUAGUGAUCAUACUUGCCUUUUAUAGUAAAUGAUAUGCAAGAAGAAAACAAAAAGUGAAAAUGUUAACUUGUAAGUGAAUAUAUAUACACACAUAUAUAAUAUAUAUACAUAUAUAUACACACACACACACAUACACAAAUAUAUAUAUUUGGUUUUUCAAGACAGGGUUUCUCUGCGUAGCUUUGCUUUGUGUCUUUCCUGGAACUCACUCUGUAGCCCAGGCUGGCCUCGAACUCACAGAGGUCUGCCUGCCUCUGCCUCCUGAGUGCUGGGAUUAAAGGCGUGCACCACCACCGCCUGGCCGAAAUGUAUUUUUAAAGUUUGCAAGGUUAAGAGAAUUGGCAUGGUGAAAAGUAAAUUGGAAUCUGGAAGAUCAGAGGCCUAAAGUGCUUUUAUCUAGGAACAGGGACAAGAGACUUAAUUUUAGUUUGUAUGAAGUUAAGUGUGUUUGGAAGGUGGCAUAGACAUGUUAACAGGAUAAAGAUAACUUUAAAAAUCUAGGAAGAAAAACACCAAUGUAAAAAACUAACAGACAUUCUGUUUCUGGUAGAGGUGGGCUAAGAUAUUUGGGUCAAUUUUCAAUUUCCACUGAAAAUGAAAAAUAAUGUAAUUUUUAAAGGCACGUAGUAGUAUCCUGUCUUUAGUACAUUGGCUACUAUAACAAAUUGUAGACUGCAUAAUUAGAAAUAACUAUUUACAAUUCUGGAGGCUUGCAAGUGUAAUAAUGGGGCACCCUCAGGUUACAUGUCUGGUUAGGAUCCAUUUCCUGAGUCAUAGAAGGGGCGUCAGUGCACCACAUAUAGAUCAAGGGGUCUUGAGCCUCCUUUAUAGGAGCACCAAUACCAUAUAUGAGUACUCCACCCUCUUGACUUAAUCACUUCCCAAAGGCCCAACUUUAUAAUACAUUGAUGAUUAAGUUUCUACAUAAAAAUAUGGGGGGUUGGCAGUGAACAUGUAGAUACCUCAAGAGAGCACUGAGGCUGGAAAGACAGUGGACAAUCCAAGACAGUUUAAGAAUAGGAUCCUGGGGGCUGGAGAGAUGGCUCAGAAGUUAGGACUUACUAUUGCAGAGGACCCACACCACGUUUGGUUCUCAGCACCCACUUGGGAGGCUCACAACCUUCCAUAACUUCAGCUUUAGGGAUUUUUUAAUGCCUCUGGCCUUAAUGAACCCACUUUUCUGGAGGUGGUUGGUCCUCUAGACAGGCCUGCCACAGUCUCAUUGGAUUGACCAUUAAGACAAGAGCAUGUCUCUACCUAAAAGUAGAUUCCAUUCCAUUUAGAGUCAACAUUUCUUCUCAAGCCAUGAGUUGUGUUUGUUGUACUUAGAAAGCAGCAAACCCCACGCAAAGAAGCAACAAAAUUUGGUGGCUGAAAGUAGGGUUUUGUCACCAGGAAACCUGGAUUUAAAAGAGAAUUCUUGGCUGGGCAGUGGUAGCACACGCCUUUAAUCCCAGCACUUGGAAGGAAGAAUUAGGCAGAUCUCUGAGUGUUUGAGGCCAGCCUGGUCUACAAAAUGAGUUCCAGGACAGCCAGGGCUACACAGAAACCCUGUCUCGAAAAACCAAAAAAUAAAAAAGACUCUCACUCCCAGAUGGCUCCCGGCCAGUAACUAAACCACUUAUGUUGAUGUAUCCUCACCUGUUUUGUCAGGAUAAUAGCUCAAAGGUAAAGAGAUUAGAAAAAUCAGCAUAAUUGCAGACCCAGGAAGAGUGCCUGAAGUGAGAAAAGUGUAAAUGAGGGUAUAUCAAGUAUGGCUGGCCAAAUAGUAGCUCUUUUCCAAGCAUUGUGGAACAUCAAGACACUGAGGUAAUAGAAGGCAAUUCUUAACUGAAACUCAAGAAAAAUUCCCCAAGGUCUAUGCCAUAUACAGAUAAAAUGAAAAGAGGUAAGAAAACCAAGAUUUGGGGUCUGUUUUCUCAGUGAUUAACUUGCUCUUAAAAAAAAUCUAUUGUUCUGAGCAAGUGUGCUUUAUUUUUUGCCAGAGGGGUUCAGCAAGAAGAGCUCCAACUUGAGUCUGGCAAUGGACACUAUUAGAUGAACUGAAGGAUGUGGGAAUUUUCAUCUUUGGUUUAGGCAGCCUUAGUCAACCUAGAUACUCAUGUAUGCACAUUUUGCCUCUCCCCCUUCAGGCUUUUGUUGUUAACUGUGAUGAUUUUUUUUAACUUGGUUAUUCUCAGAUAUGCUAGAGAGUAUACAAAAAGAGUUAGUGAGUGCCAAGCACCCAUUAUCUUAACUAUGGCUGUUUUUUAGUAAGUGCCCAUUAAGGUCUAAAAAGAUAGGAGAUCCUGGUGUUGUUAGGGACUCACUGAAGAGGGCAGACAAAAUUCCUCUGGUCUAAGAUACAAACCUAGGGCCAACAUUCCAGUCAAUGCAAUGAUUAGGAAUUUGUUUCCUGUCCUGCAUGCAAUUUUCUCAUCUGUAAAACACAAUUCUUUAAGGGUUAAUGAAAAAGGGCAAACAGAAUUGCUCAGUGAGUAAAGACACUUGCUGUUAUACCUGACAGCCUGAGUUUGAUCCCUGGGACACAUGGUCAAAAAGAGAGGACUCCUGCAAAUUGUCUUUUGACUUCCACACAUGUGCCCACAUACAUAUACACAUGUGGAUGGCCUGGGAAUUGAAUUCAGGCCAUUAGGCUUUGCAGCUAGCACUUUUACACACUGAGCCAUCUCGGGCCCUUGUUUUUGUUGUUUAGAGACAGCUCUCAUAUGUUUACUUCACUAGUUUGGAAUUUGCUGUAUCGAUGAGGCUAGCCUCCAGCUUGCGAUCUUUCUGCCUCUGCCUCCUAAGUGCUGGGAGUUUUAGAUAUGUAGCACUACUAAAUAAAGCUCCACUCUCGAUGAAGCCUAUGUUUUCUGUUAAAAAUACCAUUCAGACAGCUGCUUGCAGAGUUUCUGUGAUGCAGCACUGUCUGCUCAUCCCCUGCGCUCUAACACCCUUUUCCAUCUUUCUCUCUCUUCUAGUCACUGGUCAAAACCUAAGCAUGCUGCCCUGACACUGUCUGUCUUACUCUUUCUCCUAAGCUCUCGCUUCUGCCAUGCAGCUAGCUGCCUUAUGACCUCCAUUGCUAAACUUGUCUGCUUUCUUGGACACUAACUCAAAAGGCAUGGUGAGCUCUCUUCCUCUCCUUGUAUUUCCCACCCUGUCAGCUGCCACAACUUUCAGCUUGCCUUUCCUGUUUUUUUUUCUUUCGAACUCUAAUAAUACUGUCUUUGAGCUUCAAAAAAAUACUAUGUAGACAUUAUUGUUAAAUUGAAUAAUGUUUUUUCUUAUUUUCAAAAGUUCAAAGCUAUGAAGAAGAAAAUAAGCAUUAAUGAAAAAGAAAACAACAAAGCCAGGUGACGGCACACACCUUUAAUCCCAGAAUUCAGAAGGCAGAGGCAGGCAGAUCUCUGAGUUCGAGGCCAGCCUAGUCUACAGAGCGAGAUCCAGGACAGGCACCAAAACUCCACAGAGAAACCCUGUCUCAAAAAUCAAAAAAAAAAAAAAAAAAAAAAAAAAUAGAGACCAGUAAAGUCAAGGCUGGCACUUCAAGUGUAGGAAAUUUGAUAAACUUCUGGUGUGAUUGAACAAGAAAAACCAGAAAAGUAUGAAUAAUCUAAGUUAGAAACGAAAAGGAGGGAAUCAUAGUAGACAUUCCAUAAGAAGUCAGGAGUUUAUUUUUAGACAUUCUUAACAUUUGGAUGUCCUAGUUAGAGCUUUGUUAUUUUACUGUGUUCAAAAAACAUACUCUGUAUUUGCUGUCCUUAAAAAUGUGCCGAGACUUGCUUUAGGCCCAGCAUGCUUUUCCUUUAGUGAGGGUUCACAGCAUUGGAAAAGAACAUGUGUUCUGCACAUGCUGGAUGUGGUCACCUACAUGAAGUCAUUAGGUUAACUUUGUAAUGUAUCACACAUAUUCACUGUUACUAAUGAAUGGUAAUUUGUUGAGUUACCCCUUUACUGUGGAUUUCGUUUUACUGAAGCCACAUGGGUCUAUAGAACUGGCUAGUUGAAACUUUAUGAAGGAAAACUUGAUUCUAGUGAUGCCUUUUGCUUAUUUAGUCUCUUCUCUGAUAUUAAUAGAGCAACUUUUUUCUGAUUAUUGCUGCAUGGCUUAUCUCUUUCCAUUUUUUUUAACUUUGAAUGUUUCUGUGCUUUUUUAUAUGUUGGAUAUGCCACUUGGAAAUCACAUGUAAUAUUGUUUAAUCCAGUCUAAUAAUCCAUUUUAACAGGAACAUUAGCCUUUUAAUGCAUGGUUGCUGAUUGCUUUAGAUUUAAAACUAUUUUUAAUUUCAUUUGAUUUCAAUUGUUAUUUCCUAUUAUGUCUUCAGACUGUAUAAGAAUUAUUCUACUUGAAUUCUAUUAUAAUUAUUCUAUUUUCCUUUCUAAUUUGAAAAUUAUAUUCUCUUAGACUGAAUUAAAACCUAUUUUUUGAGCUAGGGCCUAGCUAUAUAGAUUAGAUUAGCCUCUAACUUGCUGUCUUCCUGCCUCAGCCUUCCAGCUGUUGGAAUUACAAGUAUGUGCCACCACAUCCAACUUAAAAGAUAUUUUUGUUAGGAAUACAUUUCUUGGAUGGGUCCCAUGUUCUUUUGUCACAACAAACCACCUGUCUUGGAAUUUUACUCUAUAUCCAUGUAUUUGUUUAAUAUAUAUUUUAAAGACUUCUUUUAAGGUUUGCUUCUGUAUCUUUGGUUUACUUGUGUUUUAUUACAAAGUAUCUUAGUGUAGACAAUUGUUUUAGUAAUCUUAUCUUGGUUUCUUUGUGCUCCUGUAGUUUUGGCUCUAUGUCUCAGUAAACUAGUGCUGAGAUAGUAGAUAUACAGCCUUCUCUUCCAGGAUUUAAAUAAAGGUGUAUUUGACCUUC